AUGACUGGAGAACCAAUUUUCCUCGUCCCAGCCAGUGACGAAUACUAUGAUCUUGGCUCAUUUGGCCACACGAUAACUACCACCAGCGCCGAUACCCAAACUUGGUUCAAUCGAGGCUUAACAUGGGUGUAUUCAUUCAAUCAUGUAGAAGGUGCCUAUUGCUUUGAGCAGGCUAUUGCGCAUGACCCGGCUUGCGCGAUGGCAUACUGGGGUCUGGCGUACGCAGUUGGCCCAAACUACAACAAGCCGUGGGAGAAAUUUGACCACGGAGACCUCAACACCUGCGUUCAACGAGGCUACGAUGCCUCGCGAAAGGCCAAAAAAUAUGCAGCGAAUGCGAGUGCCCUUGAACAAGCUCUCAUCGAGGCCAUUCAAUUCCGGUUUCCGACCAACCUGCCGGCGAAGGACUACCCAGCAGUCAAUAAAUGCUAUGCUGCCGCUAUGAAGCCUGUCUAUGACAUUUUCGGGCGUGAUCUCGAUGUUGCCACGCUCUAUGCAGAUGCAUUGAUGAAUGUGCACCCUUGGGCAUUGUGGGACCUCUUUACUGGCAAAGCGAACCCCAAAGCCCCCACCAUGGAAGUGAAAGCCGUGCUAGAACGGGCGCUUGCGCAGGAAGAGGAUGGUGCAUAUUUGAAUCCCGGCCUGCUUCACCUUUACAUUCACUAUAUCGAGAUGUCGCCGGCCCCAGAGCUAGGGAUCAACGCAGCCGAUCAGCUACGUGAUCUCAUCCCAGAUGCUGGUCACGUCCGUCAUAUGCCCACGCACUUGGAUAUCCUCAUUGGCGAUUGGAGGCGCUCCAUGGCAUCAAACUACAAGUCGACUCUGGCUGAUGACAAAUAUUUCCAAAAGAAAGGCGCGAAGAACUUCUAUACGUUCUAUCGCAUGCACGACUAUCACUCUUUGAUCUACGCGGCUAUGUUUGCGGGCCAAUCUAAGACUGCUCUCGACGCAGUCACUCGCAUGGAAGCCACACUGCCCGAGGAAGUCCUUCGGAUCGAGUCGCCUCCAAUGGCCGACUGGUUGGAACAGUUCAUUCCCACUCGCUUGCAUGUGAUGGUUCGCUUUGGUAUGUGGGAAGAGCUUAAGCGCAAAGAGCUGCCCCACGACCAGGAACUAUAUGCAGGCACUACUGCAACUACCCACUACGCGAGAGGAGUAGCAUAUGCCGCCACCGGAGAUUUGGCUGCAGCCAAAAAGGAGCAGGAGCUAUUCCACGAAACGUGGGCGCGGGUCCCUGAGACACGCCUCUCCUACAACAGCAAACUCGUUGACGUGCUCAAGGUGGCUGCAGCAAUGCUAGAAGGGGAAAUUGAAUACCGUUCUGCCAAUUACGACAAAGCCUUUGCUUCCCUCCGGAGUGCAAUCGAGAUCGAAGACAAGUUGCAAUAUGCCGAGCCUUGGUCAUGGAUGCAGCCUGUCCGCCACGCAUAUGCUGCCUUGCUGAUGGAACAAGGCCAUUUGGAAGAAGCGGCGCAGACGUAUCGCGCGGAUCUAGGUUUUGACGAGUCUGUUAUCAGGCCGCGCCGGCAUCCUAACAAUGUCUGGUCACUCCAGGGAUAUCAUGAGUGUCUGGUUCGCAUGGAUAAGACGGAAGAAGCGGCUGGGAUCGAGGCGUCGGUCAAGCUGGCUCUUGCUGUCGCGGAUAUUCCGAUCGAGGCGUCAUGUUUCUGCCGCUUGGAUAACUCUUACGCGCCGCAGGUUCUUAAUGGGGCCCCUUCUGGUGGAAAAUGCUGCUGA
This is a messenger RNA of Penicillium canescens, 1737 nucleotides long. RefSeq names its product tetratricopeptide repeat protein. Gene Ontology annotation, molecular function: protein binding. Lineage: Eukaryota; Fungi; Ascomycota; Eurotiomycetes; Eurotiales; Aspergillaceae. The record is from RefSeq and is a predicted model, not a curated record. Bases 1 to 1737 code for a protein of 578 amino acids. The transcript has a single exon. Gene Ontology annotation, cellular component: intracellular anatomical structure.